Drosophila biarmipes is the source of this 623-nucleotide messenger RNA. Its product is annotated as lipopolysaccharide-induced tumor necrosis factor-alpha factor homolog. The transcript is spliced from 3 exons. Gene Ontology annotation, molecular function: zinc ion binding. The record is from RefSeq and is a predicted model, not a curated record. The coding region runs from base 145 to 378 and encodes 77 amino acids. NCBI's taxonomy places the organism in Eukaryota, Metazoa, Arthropoda, Insecta, Diptera, Drosophilidae.
UCGCUCGCAGAUAUGCUUGCCACAGAGCACAAACGUAGCUCCAGCAGUGCGCAAUAGGUGUCGGCUUGCUAUCCUAAUUGGGGUUCACUUCGAGAUUCACCUACUUAUCUUGACGACGUAGAACUCACUCGCACGGCCGCCAAAAUGUCAACUCCCGUUGGUCCGGAGCCCUGCAACGUGGUCUGUCCCAGUUGCCGCCAACAGGUCACUACCCACAUAGAGCCGAAGGCCACCACCAAGACGCACAUCAUAGCUCUGAUUAUGUGCCUCACCUGCUGCUGGCCCUGUGCUCUCUGCCUCUACUGCACCAAGUGCGCCCGCAACUCUGACCACCACUGUCCCUCCUGUAACGCCUUCAUCGGCACCUACGAGCGUUAAGGAUUCUCCGGCGGAAGUUGCUUUUCCCUGGCCUGCCGCCAGCAGCCGUGAAGAAAUGCAAUCCAAGCCAUCUGUUUUUACUCCAUUUUACCUCUCUCACAUUUCUUAAUACGCAAUCUUUUGUCAGCACGCAAAACAUUGUAGUACCAACUUUCUUGUUUUUCUUGUAAAUUUGAUCUUGAAAGGUUUAAUUGACAUUAUUGUGCAAUGUCAAUUUACGUUAAAGCUGAUACUAUUGGAAUUUC